Molecule: messenger RNA, 397 nt
Organism: Staurois parvus
Lineage: Eukaryota; Metazoa; Chordata; Amphibia; Anura; Ranidae
Source: the annotation of a GenBank genome assembly
CGUGCCGCCAUUCGCAGCCUCGACUGUCAAUCACUGAGUCCCAGCCGGUGAUUACAUGGCAGCACCCGGUGAUCGCUGAGUAUCACCGGCGGGGGGAGAGAACUGUAUGUAAAACAACACAGUUCUCUCCUUUGUCAGCUCCAGCACACUGCUUUGUAUGGUUCUGCAUAGCAGAGCCAGUGGAAAGCACAGACACAUCCCCAUAGUAAUACAGCACACAGUGAACCCUUUGAUCGCCCCAGAUGUUAACCCCUUCCUGCCCAGUGCCAUUAGUAUAGUGCCUGUGCUUUUUAUUAGCACAUUAUCACUGCAUUGGUGUCACUGAGGAUGUCAGUGACACCAAAUCAAUUCCCCCCAGUGUCAGAAUGCCCGCCGCAGUCCCGCUAUAAGUAGCUGA